CUUCAACUAGAGACUCAUAACAAAACAAAAUAGCUAAGAAACAAGAAACAGAAGUAGAUCAAAAACUUUUGAUUUUCCCUAAAUCAUUUUGGAAAGCACACAUUCUUUUAAAGUUUGUAACCAGAAACUCAUAGCUCUUGGAAAUCUAUAUGUUUCAUCUUCUUUGUUAAAAGGGUUUUAUCUCUACCCAUAACAUUUAGGUAUGCAGCUGCGUGUUGAAGAUGGCCUCACCAAUGAAGGGUCUAUUAAAAGGGUUGAGGUACAUUGCUCGUAUCUUCGAGGUUGAGAAGGAACCAGAGAUGCAAAUUGGACAACCAACAGAUGUCAAACAUGUUGCUCAUAUAGGAUGGGAAGGGCCUUCUGCUACGACCCCAAGCUGGAUGCAUGACUAUAAGUCUCCCGAGGAUGAAGCAAAAGGAAGUUCCAACAAGAAACCUGCGAGUUCCGGGGAGAGGAAAAAGAACAAAGGGAGGCGUAAAUCAUCUACAAGCACAAACUCACCUGCAGAGUCUCCAGCAAGGCCAAGACGCAGCACGGGUAAACAAAGAGAGCAAAGUACGGGUUCAGGGUCGGAGUCAGGUUCAGGGUUAGACUUACCUCAACAGAACGAUCAGUCUGUGGUACAGAAAACCCCGAGGCAGAAAAAAUCAAAAGGAACAACAGCAGUAAGAGGAGGAGGCGGUGAACCUCCUCUGCCUGUUGCACCUGUAGAGUCAUAGGAAACAGAUAUAUCCGUGCGGGCGGUUUAUCCUUGUGUGGGUCUAGAAAGCUCUACAGGAAGAUGAGGGAUGAGAUA
Messenger RNA from Brassica oleracea var. oleracea, 796 nucleotides. Its product is annotated as CRIB domain-containing protein RIC5-like. The coding region runs from base 222 to 719 and encodes 165 amino acids. NCBI's taxonomy places the organism in Eukaryota, Viridiplantae, Streptophyta, Magnoliopsida, Brassicales, Brassicaceae. The record is from RefSeq and is a predicted model, not a curated record. The transcript has 5 exons.